Symbiodinium natans is the source of this 1257-nucleotide messenger RNA. Lineage: Eukaryota; Dinophyceae; Suessiales; Symbiodiniaceae. The record is from the annotation of a GenBank genome assembly.
AUGCAGCUGCAGAGAGCACAGCAUGUCACCAAGCUCCUAGAUUGUUUGCCAUACUUGCUCGAUGGGAUCCAGAUCCCGGCCCGGCAGAACCCGACUUGGAUCCGUUUGGAGAUGACCGCUAAGGUGGUGCCUGCAGACGGCUCAUCCUUGGCCGUGUCACUUGCAGGGGUUCCAUCUGAUCAACCGGCCAUAGUAGUUGGUGCCUUGGCGCUGGCGAUUGUCUGCCACGAGGCUGGACACUUCCUCUGUCUGCGGAGCAUUGGGCUCCCUGCAGCAGAGUUCGCCCUGGGCUUCGGGCCCGAGGUGGUGAAUUUUGGACGAAGCCCUGAUGGUACGGAGUUUGUCUUGAGGGCCUUCCCAAUCGGUGGCUAUGUCAGGUUCGAGGAUGCGAAAACAGUGAAGCUUGAAGAUGGUCGCAUGGUCACGGAAUUUGAUGCCCGAUCUACUCCAGAGCGGAUUUGGGUUCUUGCUGGUGGUGUGUUGGCAAAUCUUGCAGUUGCUUGGUCUUCCUUGGCAGCUGGAGCCCUGAUAGCUGGAGUCCCUACGAAGGAUUUUCUCCCGGGCAUUCGCAUCCAAGCUGUGGAUGACGAAGCUUUUGCACGAACUGGCUUGAAAGCUGCGGACGUGUUGCUUCGCGUUGGAGGCUUGGACAUGAACUUUGCGGGCGCGCAAGUGCGUCAGACGGUGGCGUACAUCAAUCAACUUCCUGCUGGAAGGCCUGUCGAGAUGCUGGUUCAAAGAGGGGCUGAGGAGGUCAUGCUCACUGCAAACACCAUCACCGACCCGAACACCGGGUUGCAAAGGCUUGGCGUGAUGAUCGAAACCAACUCUGUGCGAGUUCUGGCCAAAGCGGAAAGCUUUGCAGAAGCUGCAGGUGUGGCAACAGAUGUGCUCACCAAGCUUCUGGAUGAGCAGGUCAAGGCUCUCGAAGGACUUUUCACAGGCAUGGGGCCUGGAGAGAUGGUAGGCCCCGUGGGCAUCGUAAAACAGGGCGAGGACUUGGUGGCUGCAGAAGGCUUGCUGGGAAUUUUCAUCUUCUUCGUGACUGUGAACCUGAACUUGGCUUUCAUCAAUGCUUUGCCGCUGCCCGCGUUGGACGGUGGCAAGGCGCUCUUUGUCCUUGCGGAGCAGGUGAGUGGCCAGCGCCUUGACGAGAGCAGGAAGCAAAAUGUGGAGUUGGCCUUCCUCCUGCUUGUUUUCCUUGGUCUGGGCAGCAUCACCAUCAAGGAUGUCAGCCAUCUCUUCGAGGGCAAGUGA